This is a messenger RNA of Sinocyclocheilus grahami, 741 nucleotides long. RefSeq lists its product as uncharacterized. The record is from RefSeq and is a predicted model, not a curated record. The transcript has 8 exons. NCBI's taxonomy places the organism in Eukaryota, Metazoa, Chordata, Actinopteri, Cypriniformes, Cyprinidae. Bases 1 to 741 code for a protein of 246 amino acids.
AUGACACCAUCUAAGACAAGUGUGGUGUGUCCAGCUCUACUGCUUCAAUCCUUCAUCUGGAUCUCUCUGAUGGCAAAGGGUGUGCAGUAUGACGUGACUCAUAUCGUCAGCACAAUGUGUGUGGUCCGGCAGUCGACGGUGCUCAUACCCUGCAAACACACUUCUCGAUACGAGCAGGUGAGCGCAGCCGAAUGGCUCUUUGAGAAAUCCCCGUGGCAGAGGGUCAGGGUGUCUCAGGACCCUGCGUUUGUAGGCCGUGUGGAGUUUGUGCAGCCUGCCACGGGAAACUGCUCGCUGCUGCUGAGGGACGUGAGGGAGAGUGACGCCGGCAUCUUCCGGUUUGUGCUCAGCACUGCUUCCGGGCAAAAUUGGACAAACGAUCAGGGAAUCCAGCUAGAAGUCACAGAUGCACAGAGAUCAGACGCUGUUACAGUCUCUGUUAAAGAAAGCAGCUCAUCUCUGAUCAGGGUGACGGUGGGAAUCACUGCAGCUGUUGUCUUGAUGUCUGUGGUUUUCAUCGGGCUGUUGAUCAGAAGGAAACGAGCGACUCCAUCAGAAGAGCACAAGCACGGAGGAUCAGGACACAAUAAGACGGAGUCUCCUGAGGACGCCUACAUGAGCCUUGAGCCCAAGUCCAGAUGUUCUGAAUACGACACUCUGGAUAAUAUGAAGAGAUCCUGUGAAAACACAGACCAACCUGAAGCUCAGGAUCCUAUAUAUGAUAACAUUGUUCAAAACUGA